Molecule: messenger RNA, 1473 nt
Organism: Prunus armeniaca (apricot)
Lineage: Eukaryota; Viridiplantae; Streptophyta; Magnoliopsida; Rosales; Rosaceae
Source: the annotation of a GenBank genome assembly
AUGCCCUUAAGUCUCUCACCGAACUCUCUCCAUCCCUCCACACAUCCCUCCACAUUGGCAUUUGCUCAAAUUUUUUCACAAAACUCCAACCUUACACAGCCAUGGCUUCCACACGUGCUUCUCCGGAAGCGACCCGUGACCCGAAUUUCCUGCGUUUCGACCCGACCCAAAAGAAAACCGGGAACGAAGACCGAGGACCCGGAUGUCCGUGAGGUGGUUCGUAUGCUCAUGAGGAGCUUCAGUGACAAAGAGCCCUUGUUGAAGACGCUCAACAAGUACGUUAGGAUUGUUAGAACUGAGCAUUGCUUUCUGCUUUUUGAAGAGCUUGGGAAGAGUGACGAGUGGCUUCAGUGCUUAGAGGUGUUCAGAUGGAUGCAAAAGCAGCGCUGGUAUGUUGCUGAUAAUGGCGUCUAUUCGAAACUGAUUUCGGUUAUGGGAAAGAAAGGCCAAACUCGGAUGGCCAUGUGGCUCUUCUCUGAGAUGCGUAAUAGUGGGUGUCGGCCUGAUACUUCUGUUUACAAUGCACUCAUCUCAGCCCACCUCAACAGCAAGGACAAAGCAAAGGCUUUGGACAAAGCUCUCAGAUACUUUGACAAGAUGAAGGGGAUGGAACGGUGCCAACCCAACAUUGUGACAUAUAAUAUUCUUUUGAGAGCUUUUGCACAAUCUCGAAAUGUAGAGAAAGUUAACUCUUUGUUUAAGGAUCUUGAUGAGAGCAUUGCUUCCCCUGACAUCUACACGUAUAAUGGUGUAAUGGAUGCAUAUGGGAAAAAUGGGAAUAUCAGAGAAAUGGAAUCUGUUCUUUCUCGCAUGAAAAGUAAUCAGUGCAAGCCUGACAUCAUCACCUUCAAUUUGCUGAUUGAUUCAUAUGGGAAGAAACAACAAUUUGAUAAGAUGGAACAGGUAUUUAAGAGCUUACUUCAUUCCAAGGAGAAACCAACACUUCCUACAUUUAAUUCAAUGAUCAUAAAUUACGGGAAGGCAAGGCUUAAGGAGAAAGCAGAAGAUGUGUUCAAGAAGAUGAUUGACAUGAAAUACACACCAAGCUUCAUAACCUAUGAGAGUCUUAUCAUGAUGUAUGGGUUCUGUGAUUGUGUUUCAAAAGCUAGGGAGGUAUUUGACAGGUUGGCUGACUCUGGAAAGGAGCUAAAAGUGUCAACGCUUAAUGCGAUGCUUGAUGUCUACUGCAUGAAUGGUUUGCCUGUGGAAGCUGAUAAGCUUUUUGUGAACGGAAAUAGUGUUGGGGUGCGCCCAAAUGUAUCAACAUAUAAACUUCUUUAUAAGGCGUACACUAAAGCCAACAUGAAGGAGCUUCUAGAGAAACUGCUGAAGUGCAUGGACAAAGAUGGUAUUGUCCCUAAUAAGAGGUUCUUUCUAGAGGCUCUGGGAGCAUUUUUCUCUUCACCAGGGAGUCCAGGGUCCCUGACUGCAACCACUGGUUUGAGCAGGCCACAGGAUGGAACAAAAACUUAG